This is a messenger RNA of Pollicipes pollicipes, 3133 nucleotides long. It is a transcript of the gene drosha, whose product is annotated as ribonuclease 3 drosha. The coding region runs from base 1 to 3072 and encodes 1023 amino acids. Gene Ontology annotation, biological process: rRNA processing; pre-miRNA processing; primary miRNA processing. NCBI's taxonomy places the organism in Eukaryota, Metazoa, Arthropoda, Thecostraca, Pollicipedomorpha, Pollicipedidae. The transcript has 20 exons. Gene Ontology annotation, molecular function: ribonuclease III activity; RNA binding. The record is from RefSeq and is a predicted model, not a curated record. Gene Ontology annotation, cellular component: nucleus; microprocessor complex.
AUGCGGCGCUCCGUCUGCCACAGGCGGUUCGAAGAGGAGGAGCGGCAGCUGCGCGAGAAGCGCGAGAUGAUCCGGCUGGCGCUGGACGACGAGAAGAAGAUCUGGACGCGCUCAUCGCCGGCCGACCCGUACUACCAGCGCCACCCCCAGGACACGCACGUCAUGGUGGCCACGGAGCGCACGCGCGCCCAGUGCGGCCGCUUCCGCACCGAACUGGCGGAGCGGGCGGCGCGGGCGCGCGCCGAACUACCGCCGGUCGCCCUCACGCCGCCCGGCAGCCGCUGUCGCCUGCACAACUGCGGUGGCAGCGAGAGCGACGAGACGUCCAGCGACUCGGAGAGCGAAGACGAGACGGUGCUGGUUACAUGUGGCAGCGAGAGCGACGAGACGUCCAGCGACUCGGAGAGCGAGGACGAGACGGUGCUGCUGAAUGAGGAGCUCGAGCGCAAGAGCCGACACCCGUACCGCCUGCACCCGGAGCUCUGGUACAACGACCCCGGAAAGAUGAACGUGGGUGACGUGUGCCGGUGCAGCAUCAAGUCGCGCCAGGCCGGCAUCCGACACAACAUCUACGCCGGCGAGGAGGCGGUGCCGCGCUGCGACCCCUGGACCAACAACGCCGACCGCCUCUUUCACUACCGCGUGCUCAUCUGUCCCCCGACCAACUUCCUGGUCAGCAGCCCGACCAGCAUCCAGCACGACGGGCACGAGUUCAUCUUCGAGGGCCUCUCGCUGCUGUCGCACUACCGGCUGACCGAGCUGCCGCCCUGCCACAUCAUCCGCUUCAACAUCGAGUACACGGUGCUGUACAUCGAGGAGAAGCUGCCCGACAACUUUGUGCUGGAGGAGGUGGAGCUUUUCAAGAGUUUCCUGUACGACAGUCUGCUGGAGAUGGUCGACCUGGACCUGUUCCCGCACGCUGACGCCGACAAGCAGGGCUGCCCUGUGUUCCACCUGUUCCCCAGAUUCGUUCGCGACAUCGCCGACAACGGCAAGGAGAUUUUGUCGCUGAACGAGGUGCUGGCGUACCUGCUGCGGAGCGACGGCCCCCUGGUGGCCGACGACGAGCUGGCGGCCGUGGCAGCGCUGCCGCUGUGGGAGUGGCAGGCGCGCGCCGACAAGGUCCGAGGGAUGCUGGUGACGCACCCGGGCCGCAAGCCGAGCUGCAUCCGGCUGGACCAGCUGGACCGCGAGGUGCUGCCCGGCGGCGAGCAGCCGGCCGAGGGCGAGCUGCACCACCCGGAGAUCGUGCACUUCGGCAUCCGGCCCCCGCAGCUCAGCUACGCCGGCAACCCAGAAUAUCAGAAAGCGUGGCGCGAGUACGUCAAGUACCGCCACCUGCUGGCCAACCUGCCCAAGCCGUCGAUGGAGGACAAGCGCAAGCUGAUGGCCAAGGAGUCGCAGCUGCAGAACUUGCGGCUGCAGGCGAAGCUGAAGCGGGACGUCACCGUGUCCGUGUCGAGCCAGGGAUUCCGCAAGACCGGCCUCAUGGCGGACGUGGUGCAGCACGCGCUGUUCCUUCCGGUGCUGGUGUGCCACUUGCGAUUCCACAAGUCGCUGGACGUGCUGGAGGAGACCAUCGACUACCGGUUCAAAAACCGCUGGCUGCUCCAGCUGGCGCUGACACACCCCAGCUACAGGGAGAACCACGGCACUAACCCGGACCACUCGCGCAACUCCCUCUCCAACUGCGGCAUCCGGCAGCCCGAAUACGGAGACCGCUGCAUCAACUACACCGCCUCGCGCAAACGCGGUCUGAACAUCCUCAUCAACAUCAUGUCGCAGUUCGGCAAGAAGGAGGCUACCGAGAGUCGCAUCACCCACAACGAGCGGCUCGAGUUCCUCGGCGACGCCGUUGUCGAGUUCCUCACCUCCAUCCACCUCUUCUUUAUGUUUCCGAACCUAGAGGAGGGCGGUCUGGCCACCUACAGGGCAGCCAUCGUGCAGAACCAGCACCUGGCCGUGCUGGCGCGCCACCUGCGGCUGCACGAGUACUUGCUGUACGCGCACGGCUCCGACCUUUGCCACGACCUCGAGCUCCGGCACGCCAUGGCCAACUGUUUCGAGGCGCUGAUGGGCGCACUCUUCCUCGACGCCGGCAUAGAGGUGGCCGACAAGGUCUUCUCCCGCACGCUGUACGUGGACGACGACCGGCUGCUGGCCAUAUGGCAGCACUACCCGCCGCACCCGCUGCAGGAGCAGGAGCCGCGCGGAGACCGCAAGUGGAUCGACAAGUUCCCACGGCUUCAGCAAAUGCGCGAGUUCGAGAAGCUGGUGGGUGUCGAGUUCAUGCACAUCCGCCUGCUGGCGCGCUCCUUCACCGACCGCAGCAUCGGCUUCAACAACCUCACGCUGGGCUCCAACCAGCGGCUGGAGUUUCUCGGCGACACCGUGCUCCAGCUUAUCGCUUCGGAGUACCUGUACCGCCACUUCCCCGAGCACCACGAGGGGCACCUGUCGCUGCUGCGCUCCUCUUUGGUCAACAACCGAACACAGGCGGUGGUGUGCACGGACCUGGGCAUGACGGAGUUCGCCGCGUACAGCCACCUCAAAACCGAGAUCAAGAUGAAGGACAAGGCCGAUCUGUUGGAGGCCUUCAUCGGCGCGCUCUAUGUGGAUAAAGGCCUCGAGUUCUGCCGAAAGUUCUGCGAGGUCUGCUUCUUCCCGCGCCUGCAGCUGUUCAUCCUAAACCAGGACUGGAACGACCCCAAGUCGAAGCUACAGCAGUGCUGCCUCACGCUGCGAAACAUGGACGGCUCGGAGCCGGACAUCCCCGUGUACAAGGUGAUCGAGUGCAUGGGCCCGACCAACACGCGCGUCUACUCGGUGGCCGUGUACUUCCAAGGCAAGCGGCUGGCCAAGGCGUCCGGCCACAGCAUCCAGAUGGCCGAGAUGAACGCUGCUACCAUGGCGCUGGCCAACUGCAAACACCUGUUCCCGCAGCUGGACCACCAGAACCGUGUCAUCGCCAAGAGCAUUCGUAUCCAGACUAAGCGGCUGGAGGAGCAGCUGGCUGACGGCUGCGGCGCCGCUGCCGCCAGCUCCAGCUCCAGCUCCGUGCCGCACGAGUAGGGCUCGCGCCUUGCCCUUGGCGCCCGGACGGUUGUGGCACCGGCGGCGGUGUCCGGCCUGC